CACAAAACGCUAACAUUAGCUUAUGCUAACUAGUUAGCUCGCCAGUUAGCAACGUAUCCCGAAUGCUGACGUUAGGAUGAUGUCUGGGCGACCAAAGGCCCUUUUCAACCAAAGUAGACGAUACACAAAAGCAAGCUAAUGGAUAGAUAUAUGCGGUUGGUAAAAAAAAAAAAACACUCACCGCUUCCACAGCGUGCUGAAGAAUUGACGUAAAUUUGGAGAACAUUUUGUUCUUCGACUGGACUAGUUUCUCUCGAGAAGACCUAGAGAAUUCCUCUAUCUUCUUCUUCCUGUUGUUACCGCCUCGAUCCAGAUUGGAGGUUUCAUAUAAUGACCCUUGUAACAAAAGAAUAAAGCUGCACCAGGGCAUAUCCUCCUGGUAAUCUCGGCAAAGAAAGAGAGGCUCUACCUACCGGGCAUGUCUGCUAGAGUGGCUCAUGCACAGGACACACACCACCACUCCACAGAGAAGCCCCUGAUUCAGUGCUACAAGUGCGGGGAGCCAUGUAAGGGCGAGGUGCUGCGGGUGCAGAACAAGCACUUCCAUCUCAAGUGCUUCACCUGUAAAGUAUGUGGCUGUGACCUCGCCCAGGGGGGCUUCUUCAUGAAGAAUGGAGAUUAUCUGUGCACGCUGGACUACCAACGCAUGCACGGCACACGCUGCAAUGGCUGUGGGGACUUUGUGGAGGGGGAAGUGGUCACAGCCCUGGGCAAGACCUACCACCCUGCCUGCUUCGUCUGCACCAUCUGCAAACGACCGUUCCCCGCCGGGGACAGGGUGACCUUUAAUGGGAAGGACUGCCUGUGUCAGUACUGUGUCGAGCCCAUGUCUCCGGGACCAAAGGACGUCCUGGGCUCCAGCAAUUGUGCAGGAUGUGGUCGAGACAUUAAGAACGGACAGGCUCUUCUAGCAUUGGACAAACAGUGGCAUCUGGGCUGCUUUAAGUGUAAAGCCUGCACCAAAGUGCUGACCGGGGAGUACAUCAGCAAGGACGGCGCCCCCUACUGUGAGAAGGACUACCAGAUCCAUUUUGGAGUUCAGUGUGAGGCGUGUCAUCAGUUCAUCACAGGGAAGGUGCUAGAGGCAGGAGAUAAGCACUACCACCCCAGCUGUGCGAGAUGCAGCAGGUGCAAUCAGAUGUUCACAGAAGGAGAAGAGAUGUAUCUGCAAGGAUCAACAGUGUGGCAUCCUGGCUGCAAGAACACCACCAGAACAGAGGAGAGACACAGGGAGCGGCCUACGAGGUCGUCAUCCGAGAGUAUUUGUUCCAGACCUGGUUCAAGCAUACCUGGCUCACCGGGUCACACGAUAUAUGCAAAAGUAGACAAUGAGAUCCUUGAUUACCGAGACCUAGCUGCCAUUCCAAAAGUCAAAGCCAUUUAUGACAUUGAGCGCCCUGAUCUUAUUACCUAUGAACCUUUGUACACCACCUCCCUGGAUGAGAGGGAGGAGAGAGGAGAGAAUGUGGGAGAGCUCCACACUGCCAGGAGGGAGCGUUCCCCCUUGCCCGAUGACAAGUUUUCAAGAAACAUGUCGCCAACCCCACCUGGUGAGGGCUCUUACGACAGGAGGGAACGCAUCCUCCAAAGGUCCACCAGUCAGGGCUCCAUAGGAUCGCCAGUUUAUAAUCGCCAUGGUUACACCCCCACCUUGUCACGGUCACCACAGCAUUUUCACAGGCCAGGGACUGACCCGCUGAGUGGCCGGAGUUCCCCCCUCCCGCUCAGGCCCGACAGCCGGCCGGUCACCCCGCCUCUCUCUCUGACCCCUAAACAUUUCCACCUCCCAGAUCAGGGGAGCAACAUCUACAGAAAACCACCCAUCUACAAACAACAUGAUACAGAUGCCAUAGCACGUCAAAGCAAGUCUGGUGAUGACAUCAUCAGAUCUGCCACCUUCCCCGCUGCCCAUGCUCCCUCUCCGGAUGACAGCUCACGGAGUGAGGGCGACCAUUGGCCCUGCUCUCUCGCUGUAUUAGAAGGGAGGAGACGAUCCAGAGAAGAGGACGAGGAAGAGGCCUUGAAAAGAAAGCAGCUCCACGAGGAACAUCUCAGCAAGAUUCAGUCUGGUUUGGGGAAGCUCAUACUGAAGGAGGAGAUGGAAAAAGAGGAGAUCAGGGAGCGUCACGCACGUAGCCUCUCUGCUCAGCGCUACGACCCCAAACAGACCAACUGUGACGCAGAUCCAACUUCUCCAACCAAAACUAACUCUCUGCCUGGCUAUGGAAGGAAUGGGCUGCACCGGCCCCAGUCAACAGAUUUCACCCAGUACAACAGCUAUGGUGACAUGUGUGGAGGAGGCAGAGAGUUCCAGCACAUUAAGGAUGGCCGUGCAGCACUUGCAAGGAUGGACAGGGGAGUAUCUAUGCCUAAUAUGUUGGAACCAAAAGUGUAUCCCUAUGAAAUGCUCAUGAUAACCAGUAGAGGGAGAGCUAAACUGCCCAGGGAUGUGGACAGAACCAGACUGGAGCGCCACUUAGCACCUGAAAAGUUCUUUGACAUCUUUGGAAUGGAGAUCCAGGAGUUUGACAGGCUUCCCCUGUGGAAACGCAACGACAUGAAAAAGAAGGCCAAGCUCUUCUAGCACUCAGAGCAGCAUGCACAUACUGUACAUUCAUUCAGAUAGCACACAACAACUGUAAUCUAGAUGUAGGUUUUGGUUUAUUUCCUAUUUCUUCUGUUUGUUUUUUUUUUUUUUUUUUUUUUUUUUUGUUUUAUCCUGGCAUAACCAAGGAAGCCAUGGAAUGGACUCUUUUUUUGCUCUGAUGCUUCCUGAGACUGUGGCCUGAAUGAUUUUGUCCAGUUGGACUUGCACAGGAAACAAAGAAUGCGAAUCUCUUCCAUGUUCAAAAAUGACAAAGAAUGAAAAUGAAUGGUAAAUAGGGUCAUGUUAUUUGGUUUGACUGCGCUCGUUUUACUUCUUGCUUUGCUUUUGAGUGGAACUGCUUUCCUUUCUUAUUUGCUUGUUUCUUCCUAUUUGUUGCUGUUUGAUUCCUGUGGAACUUUGUAAGUACAGUAGAACCUCAUGGCGCCAUUACGAAAUGUCCAUGCUCGUAGCUUGAACAUGUGUCAGCUUUCCUUCGCUUGGGCUGAAAGAGUUUUAGUCCAAAGUUCGCAAGAAUCGGCUCAGUGAGUCUUUGAAUAAUAAACAUUUAAAAAGAAAAGACACUGGAAAAGGCAGUCAUCUCACUCAUCAACUGUUUUAACGGAUCUACAUGGAAAUGAAUCCUCUGAGCACCUACACAUCGCCAGUCUCCUUUCCCUGGCUCCUGUAUACGCCAAACGUUCAUCUUGACCCUGACAAAAAAGAAAAUGUCUCUCUUCUCAGGCUCUCAUUAACAUGGCCAGACACUUUCCCUUUACAUGUAUUGGAAGUACAAAUCUUAAUAUAUUUUAGUGCCGUAUCCAACAUACAGUAACCAACAAAUAGAUAAAACACCUAAUGGGAGAAGCAACUGUAUUUGAAAGUACUGUUUUAUAAAAACCCACACUGCCAUUUGUUGUAUUGAAAUCGAAGCCAAUAAAGCUUUAAAUCACCAUGAA
Perca flavescens (yellow perch) is the source of this 3543-nucleotide messenger RNA. RefSeq names its product actin binding LIM protein 1a (gene ablim1a). Gene Ontology annotation, cellular component: actin cytoskeleton; stress fiber. Gene Ontology annotation, biological process: cilium assembly; cytoskeleton organization; lamellipodium assembly. The record is from RefSeq and is a predicted model, not a curated record. Lineage: Eukaryota; Metazoa; Chordata; Actinopteri; Perciformes; Percidae. The transcript has 25 exons. Bases 419 to 2584 code for a protein of 721 amino acids. Gene Ontology annotation, molecular function: actin filament binding.